AUGCCGCCAGAGACGACGACGCGAAGCCACUCGCUCCGGCAGUCCUUCGGGCGCUUCUUCCCCAAGGACUCGGACAAGGAGAAGCUGUCAAAGAUCAAGACGAAGGAAAAGGACCUUUCCAAGGACUGGAGCGACGUGCGGGACGUGUCGAAGGAGAUACCCAAGGACUUGGGCGCGAAGGAGUUCGGCGGGCUCGACAGCCUGACCGCGAAGCAGGCGAAACAGGCGCGCCGCUCCACGCUGGGUGCGCGCCCGAGCGGCGGCCGGCCCUCGCUCGGCGACCUCGCCCAAGACAAGACCGUCACCCGCCGUCGCGUGUCCUCGGGCCAGACGCGCAACAUGUCCCUCGACGAGGGCUCACCCAUGAAGCCGCACGCUGCGGCGGCACCCCCGCCCACCACCGCGUCCUCCUCCACAUCCACCGAUCCCCCGCUCAAGCGCGCGACCUCCCUCCGCCCGCGGCCCGCAGCGUCCGCGCUCCCGAAAUACCGCCCUCGCUCUGGUCUCUUUGAUCCCUCGCGCGUGCCCAAGAUCUCCCUCGAGCCAAAGGGCUCUCCGCGCAAGCCCAAGGUCUCGCGCGAGCCGCCCAGCACAGAUGACGAAAAGAUCCAGGAGACCUCCACGAGCAGCAGCUGCGCCGAUGGGAAACCCCUCGAGGUGAACCUCACUGGCGCCAUCCACGUGUCGGGCUCGCCCAAGGGCAAGAGCAAGGCCCCCGUGCCUGCAGCGGCGGCGACGGCGGCCAAACCGACACCCACCCGCAAACUCCACAAGUCAGCGUCGCCCGCGCCCAAGCCAUCGCCCGUGCGGCAGGGAUCAGCGUCUCCGGCCCCGAAGCCGAGUGCACCCUCCCCUGCGCCGAAAGCACCGGCGACACGACCCGGCAGCGCCGCGUCAACGAACAGCGCGCGCGGCCCAGUGACGCCGGCCGCAGCUGCGAAGGCGGCGGCGACGACGCGCACCGAGUCUCCUUUGGCGCGCAAGGCUCGUGCUUCGCCAGCACCCGCACCCGCCCCUGCCCCUGCCCCUACCCCGCCACCGAAGGCGAAGCAGGACAACGGCAACAUGUCCGACAUCUCAGAAACCUCAGAGGACGAGAGUGAGGACGAGGACGACGUCGCAGCGUUGCUCGCGCCCGUUGCUUCACCCGGCGCGCCCACGCCCGCCAUGCCUCGCGUCUACCGCACGCGCAAAACAUCGAAGGUCUCGCCCUCGCCGCGGCCCUCUCCCCAGACGCCAUCCCGCACUCGACGUGUCUCCACUGGCCUCAGCAAGCGCCGCUCCUUCCUCGCGCCUUCCACCCCGGCGCAUCGCAAGCGCUCCGCGGGCUCCCUUCGCACUCCGAGCAAAAGCGGCGAGAAGAAUGCGCCGCGCGGUUCCAUCCUCACCUGGGAGGAGCUCGCGCAGGAAUCGCGCACUCUGGACGAGGAUGACAUUGCGAUGCUCGCAGACAUUCAGGCGCCGUUCCGCGCGUCGAUGGCCAGCCCGCCGGGCUCGCCCUCGCUGUCUCCGGUGACGCUGGACACGCCACUGCCACCUGAGAGCCCGGCGCUGAGCACGAUGGGCUUGACUCCUGGGACGCCAGGUGGUGGGUAUGGCUCGAUAUCCCAGGUGCUCCUACCGGACGUGACGCCCUCGCCUGCGCCGUUUGCAGCGUCUGCCGCGCGAUACGACGAAGCGGCGCGCAGCCCGCCCGGCGACGGCGCCCUGACCACCCUCCUCCGCCUCCAGCUCGCGAGUUCGGAGAACACCGCGCGCGAGCGCCUCAUGCGCCUGCAGGAGCUCGAGGAGGAGCUGCACAGCGUGAAGGCCGCGCGCCGCGCGGAGGCCACCGAGCUCGGGGCGCAGCUCGAGGCGCUCGAGGCGGAGCUGCGGCGCGCGAUGGACAGCCGCGAGCGCGGGGAGGAGGAGCGGCAUCAGUAUGUCAUGGCGCUCGAAGCCCAGGCCGCGCGCGCGAAGGAGGAGGCGGGUGCGCGGGCGGCGGAGGCGGCGAAGCGUGCCAAGGUCGAGCAGGGCACCGCGGUCGAGCGCGCGCGUGCGGCGUGGCAGGUCGGCUGCGUCGCGGAGGUGGCGUGCGCGCGGUGGGGCGCGGUGAAGGAUAUGGCGGAGGGAGACUUGGGCGAUGUGAAGAGCGACCUGCAGGUGCUGGCGACGCUGCUGGGCCAGUUGGACGGCGAGCGGGCGCGGUUGCAGUCUGUCCUGCGACGAUGA
Messenger RNA from Schizophyllum commune H4-8, 2211 nucleotides. RefSeq lists its product as uncharacterized. The coding region runs from base 1 to 2211 and encodes 736 amino acids. The transcript has a single exon. NCBI's taxonomy places the organism in Eukaryota, Fungi, Basidiomycota, Agaricomycetes, Agaricales, Schizophyllaceae. The record is from RefSeq and is a predicted model, not a curated record.